Molecule: messenger RNA, 2343 nt
Organism: Acanthosepion pharaonis
Lineage: Eukaryota; Metazoa; Mollusca; Cephalopoda; Sepiida; Sepiidae
Source: the annotation of a GenBank genome assembly
AUGCGAGUUCCACAGGCAGGGAAAUCAAAGACAAUCAUUGAUACUAACACAAAAAUUGCUCUUACAUGCACAGAUGAUGCCAAAGUCAUAAUUUAUUACACCAUAAAUGGCACCAAGCCUGAACCAUUCCAGCCAAGGACAACUCCAGGAUUUUGUACGAUCCGAUACAGAAAUCCUAUCAAACUGCCAAGUGGGAAAGUAACACUGAAAGCACUUGCCAUUGCAAAGGAUGGUGUACGUGAAAGUAAUGUUGUGAGCAAGACGUUUGAUGUAGAAUAUGUUUCAAGUGAAGAAGAGACAAAAUUAGAAGAGGACAACAGCUUGGCAUUUCAGGAUGAAAUUGCUGAAGAAAAGGUUAAAUUGCAAAUGAAAAGAUCAGCAAAGAAUCUUCAGCUUUCAGCAAAAUCUGCUUGGAAAGAAGUUCCCCCCCAGAAGAAUGUGUCGCAACUUAUGACCAGUCGAUCUUUGGAUGAUGGGAGAAAACCACAGACAAGUGUUCGGUUCUUAGAUGAAAGAUUCACAAGGAAAGAAAAUUCAACUUCCAAGCCUCUACACUCCACAAAAUGCCAACUGCUUGAGACAAUUGCUGACCAACUUUCUGCUUCUGAAUGGAAGGGCAUCCCUGAGCCUCGAAAACCACCAGAGAAUUCCACCCAAAGUCUGCGUCUUCAGAAACAAACAGAUUUUCUCAAGUGUGUCUAUUGUUUUGCUGACCGUCCUGCUGACCCUUGUGCAAAAUUCUGUAAUGUCUGUGGUAAACCAGUGCCUCCAUUACCCCAAAAUCGUUUGCCUCCACCUGAACCUGGACAGAUGGGUCUUUGUUUAUAUUGUAACUCUUUAGUACCCCUAAACACUGACUCUUGUGUUGUAUGUGAGGGGCCAAUUCCAGUUCAGAACCAGCCCCAGGCCAGUAUUAAGUUAUCUGACAGAUUGGUAUGCUUUGUUUGUGGCACUGCCAACCCCUCCAAUCUAUUCACCUGUGUCCUGUGUGAUUCAAAACUUUCAAAAGAGACACAUCUCCAGAAAUUUCCUGCCAAUGAAGAAUUUCUUUUCUCCGCCCCAGGAACAAAUAACAAUGCAAAGUUUUUGAAAUGUUCAAAAUGUCUGCGAAUCAACAACAUUGAUGCUCGUUAUUGUGAUUGGUGUGGCAGUCAGCCGAAUCAGUCCAGUUGCAUUCAGUGUUCCAAUUGUCGGGCCAAUAAUCACGUCAUGUCCACCUAUUGUGGUGGUUGUGGAAUGGUCAUUACACCACCUUACAGAAACCCAAACCCAAACACAAGUGCGGCUCUUGUAACUUCUGGAGAUAAUCAAUGGCUGCCAAUGUCUCGGAAUCACAAUCCCAUGUCAAGGUUAAUGAAUUCUGUUGCUACCCAGACAGUUGGUCUUUUUUAUCCGUCCCAGAGGGAAAUUCGCAAAAAGGAAGAAGAAGAAGCUGAAAAGGUAGCCUUUGAAAAACAAAUGAGGGACAGGCAACCAUUGUUGACUGCCAUCAGUCCAGGUCGAGGUUACUGGCGUAAGCAGAUUGAACACAUUUGCCAACACCUCAAGGUGCAUGCCCAAAACUGUGCCGAUUUUCGAGCACUCAUUGCAGAACCCAAAAUGGGAAAGUUGGUCUCUGGUACGGUGCAUGAGGAUGCUUAUGAACUCAGCUUGACUCUGAAUUUUGCCCUGUGGGAUCCACCUCCGUCCAUGGCCAAUGGGAACUUGACAGUCACUCCAGCCAGAGAAGAUUAUACGUCUCCUUACCCAGAUGGAAACAUUCUGGAAAGUUUCCGAAGUGAAUCUAGCCAGGUGUCCGAGACAACAGAAGACUCAGCAACAGAAAAAGUCAUGAAGACUAAGAAGAUUCGAAAAAUGAAGUCGACCAAAAAAACCUCUGAAAACAGAUUAGCGCCCAUUGAUCACAAACUCCUGAAGGAAGUUGGUGCAAAAGGAGGAGGAGAAGUUUCCCAAGUGCAACAACUUAUUGAUGAGGGUGCUGAUCCAAAUUGCACCAACAAAGAUGGAGUUCCAGUGUUGUGUGUAGCUGUGAAGAAUAAACACAAGGAUUGUAUUCCUGUCAUUGUUCAAGCUGGUGCUGUCAUUAACCAAAAGGGACCUCCAUCUUGCCAUGGUAACACAGCUCUCCAUCAAGCGGUGAAUUUAGGACCCGAAGGCGUAGACAUCUUAGAAGUUUUACUGAGAUGCGGAGCUGACAUGAAAAAGAAAAAUGACCGCGGAGAAACUGCUUAUGAUUUGGCAAUAAAGUCAGGAUAUGAGGUUUUAAGUCGGAGACUUGUGGCCAGCCUGGGCCAGUCCCAGUUAGAAAAACUUCUUAGGGGUAAGCAAACCCCUCUUGAGUGA